Messenger RNA from Lycium barbarum (goji berry), 974 nucleotides. Its product is annotated as GPI-anchored protein LLG1. The record is from RefSeq and is a predicted model, not a curated record. NCBI's taxonomy places the organism in Eukaryota, Viridiplantae, Streptophyta, Magnoliopsida, Solanales, Solanaceae. The transcript has 3 exons. The coding region runs from base 218 to 724 and encodes 168 amino acids.
CAACAAAGUACUGUAUCAAAAUUAGCUGGCAAGAACAACAUAGAUAUAACAGUUGUUAAAAGGAAAGAGAACAUAUACAUCUCUUUCUAUUUCUGUGUUUCUCUCAAAGAUCAAAUUUUUCUUUAGUUUUUGUUAAAACUUUCUUCCAAGAACUAAUCUUUUUGGCAUAUUGAUUGUUUUUAGAUCAGGAAAAAAAAGAGAGCUCAUAAUUACAACAAUGGAGUUGAAACAUUGUUUUUCUUGUAUUUUUUUACUCUUUUCUUUCUCCAUUUUAGCUGGUGUUUCAGCUUCAGCUUCAUUAUCAGAUGGGAUUUUUGUUAAUGAAGCUUCAACUGGGAGGAAUUUACUUCAGGCCAAGAAAUCUUGCCCUAUUAGCUUCGAGUUUCAGAACUACACUAUCGUCACUAGCCAAUGCAGAGGACCUCAAUUCCCAGCCAAACAAUGUUGUGCAGCCUUUGUGGAAUUUGCCUGUCCUUUUUCAGACUAUUUAAAUGAUUUGUCAAAUGAUUGCGCCUCUACCAUGUUCAGCUACAUUAAUCUCCACGGGAAGUACCCACCUGGUCUUUUCGCCAGUGAGUGCAAAGGUGAUAAACUUGGGCUAGGAUGUCCUGGAUUAGCACCAUCAGCAUCUGCUGAUGCUAAUAAUAGUCACAUGAGCUGUAGACUAUCGCCAAUGCUGAUGAUUGCAACAGCUUUUAUGGGCUUGUUAUUGUUGCUUCUCUGAAGAUCACUAAAGGUUUUGGUGUAGUUUCUGUAUUCUUUUCUUUGUCAAAUAUUGUUUGAACUUUGGGUUUUCUUCUACCACGUGCCACGGUUCCACUGAUUAACGAUCAACAAGAAAUUCAUUUAAGACUCCUCUUGUAAUUCUUGAUAUGUAACAGCAGCAGUUAUUGCUGAUACUUGUGUAUUGUAAAUGACUCCUUGGUAAUCCGAGGAUCUGUUAAAGAUUCUUUUAUAUGACGGUAUUUUCAGUA